This is a messenger RNA of Meloidogyne enterolobii, 317 nucleotides long. The record is from the annotation of a GenBank genome assembly. NCBI's taxonomy places the organism in Eukaryota, Metazoa, Nematoda, Chromadorea, Rhabditida, Meloidogynidae.
GACAGAAAUUUUCCUUAAUUAAAUAUCAACAGAUAAAUGAACAUCAAAUUUUAUAUAUGGAAGCUGAUCUACUUGUUAAUGAUGUAACUAGCAAAAAUACAUCGUCGGAAGUUAGAGCUGGGGAGGUGAAAACAAUUAAAUUUGAGGUUAAAUUGGAUAAAAUUUUAAAAAAUAUUGUGAGUUUUAAGAUUCGAUUGCCUCAACGAGGGCUUGUUACAAGUUUGGAGAGUAAAAGUGUAUCGGUUUUGUAUACUAUCCAGCUUGAAUUAAAGUAUAGAGAUAAUAGUGAGUUUAGAAAUUUAAUAAAAAUAUUUUAG